Dictyostelium purpureum is the source of this 1139-nucleotide messenger RNA. RefSeq lists its product as uncharacterized. The transcript has 4 exons. The record is from RefSeq and is a predicted model, not a curated record. Gene Ontology annotation, biological process: L-threonine catabolic process; L-serine catabolic process. NCBI's taxonomy places the organism in Eukaryota, Evosea, Eumycetozoa, Dictyosteliales, Dictyosteliaceae. Gene Ontology annotation, molecular function: pyridoxal phosphate binding; threonine deaminase activity; L-serine ammonia-lyase activity. Bases 1 to 1032 code for a protein of 343 amino acids.
AUGGGCCUUUCAGUUAUGUCACCAAACACUUCAUGUGAUUCAAUUGAAAUAAAGAGUUAUACACAAUUACAUAUAAAUUCACCAUUCUUGGAAUCAUUACCACUAUCAAAAUUAUAUACAAGUGAAAACGCUAAAGUAUGGAUGAAAAUAGAUGCCGUUCAACCAUCAGGAUCAUUCAAAAUUAGAGGUAUUGGUUUAUUAUGUAAUAAAGUUGUAAAUGAAAAGAAUGUUAAACACCUUAUUUGUUCAAGUGGUGGUAAUGCAGGUAAAUCAGUAGCAUAUGCUGGACGUAAAUUAGGAAUUAAAACUACUAUAGUUUUACCAACUACUAUACCAGAAGAAACUGUAGAAAAAAUUAGAGAUGAAGGAGCAAAUGUUAUUGUACAUGGCAAUAUUUGGGAUGACGCUGAUAGCUUAGCAAGAGAAAUCGCAUUAAAAGAAGGCUUAGAUGGAUAUAUUCACCCAUUUGAUAAUCCAACACUUUGGGAAGGUCACACUACGAUUAUAGAUGAAAUUUAUCAAGAUGUUUCAAGAGGUAUUUCACCAAAACCAGAUGUUAUUUUAUGUUCAGUUGGUGGUGGUGGUCUUUUAAUUGGUAUUCUUAAAGGUUUAGAAAAAUAUAAUUGGUCUGAUAUCCCAAUUAUAACCGCUGAAACUUAUGGUUCACAUAGUUUUUGGAAGAGUCACAAAGAAAAUAAAUUAACAAAAUUAGAAAUUUCAGAGGUAACAAGUACAAUUAAAACUUUAGCAACUAGAUCAGUUUGCUCAGAAGCUUUUGAAAUGUCAAGAAGAUUUAAAAUCAUUCCAAUAUUAGUUAGUGAUAGAGAAGCUGUUGAAGCUUGUCUUAAAUAUGUAGAUCAAGAAAGAAUUUUAGUAGAGCCAGCAUGUGGCGCCAGUUUAGCUAUUUUAUAUAAAAAACCAACAGAAUUAUUAAAUUUAAAUCCAAAAAAUAUUUUAACAAUUGUUUGUGGUGGAAAUGGUACCAGUAUUUCAUCAUUAAAUAAAUCAUUACAAACAUUACCAAUUUUAUAAAUCAAUAUUUAAAAAUAAUUAAAAAUCAUAUAUUAAAACUAUUUAAUAAAUUAUUAGAAAGAAAAAAAAAUAAAUAGUUAUUUUUUUAUUUAAUUUCGUCAAAACCC